AUGCCUAUGCUUCGCAAUCCUUCGGACAAAUAUGAGGCUUUCAACCCUCCAGACCUUCCAGAUAGGACCUGGCCCUCAAAGCGGCUCACAAAGAGACCGCGCUGGUUGGCGACGGAUCUCCGCGAUGGAAACCAGGCUCUUGCAUGCCCGAUGAAUGUAGAGCAGAAGUGGGAGUACUUUCAGAUGCUCCUCCGGGUUGGAUUCAAGGAGAUCGACAUCUCAUUCCCCAGCGCGUCUGACACCGAGUUCAAUUUCACGCGAAAUGUCGUCGCCUCGGCGCCAUCGGACGUGUGGUUGCAGGUUCUAUCGCCCUGCCGAAAGGAGCUGAUCCGGCGCACCGUCGACAGCGUCACUGGCGCGAAGAAGGCCAUCAUCAGCCUCUACAUUGCCACGAGUGACAGCUUCAUCCAGACCAUGUUCGAGUCAUCCCAGGCUGCUGUGCUGCGCACCGCUGUGGAAUGCGUCGAGUAUACCCGGUCCAUCACCAAAGACGACCCGACCCAGCAGGAUACCACCUGGAACCUGAUGUUCAGCCCCGAGGCCUUCUCCGAUACCGAUCCGGCCUAUGCCAUUGCCGUGUGUAAAGCAGUGAAAGAGGCAUGGGGCCCGUCCAAUGAGAUCCCCAUCAUCCUCAACCUGCCCGCCACCGUCGAGAGAUGCACCCCCAACACGUACGCGGAUCAGGUGGAGAUCUUCUCGCGGGCCUUCGCCGGCCAAGAGGACGUGGUAGUUUCUCUGCACCCUCACAAUGACCGAGGCUGUGCGGUGGCCGCCGCGGAACUCGGUCAGCUGGCCGGGGCCACCCGCGUCGAAGGCUGUCUGUUCGGCAACGGCGAGCGGACGGGCAACGUCGACCUCGUCACCCUGGCUCUCAACCUGUACAGCCAGGGAGUCGAUCCGGGGCUAGACUUCUCCGAUCUCCCUGCCAUUCGCAAGACGGUGGAGAAGAUCACCCAGAUCCCCGUCCACCUGCGCGCCCCCUACGCGGGCGACUCGAUCUUCAUGGCCUACAGCGGCUCCCACCAGGACGCCAUCAACAAGGGGUUCAAGAAGUGGCGGAACGUACCACCGGGGGAACGCAGCAUCUGGAAAGUGCCCUACCUCCCCAUCGACCCGGAGGAUAUUGGGGCUACGUAUGAGGCCGUCAUCCGGGUCAAUUCCCAGAGCGGAAAAGGAGGCGUGGCCUGGGUCCUGCAACGGACUCUAGAUCUGGAGCUGCCCAAGGAGUUCCAACAGGCCUUCUCCAAGGUGAUCAAGGCCGAAUCGGAGGCCCAGGGACGCUGGCUUACCGAGGCUGAAAUAACCCAGUCCUUUCUCCGGCACUACUCAAUCUUGGAGAAAGACUCCCGGAUCCUUGCUUGCGACGUGCAGCCGAAGGCGGACGGCUCGGGCCGGGUCACCGUGAGGGCGAUCGUCCUGGUGAGUGGCCGGCCCCGCGAGGUUGUGGCAACCGGAGAGAAUGCAGCCGCAGCAGUCUCGUUUGCCUUCUCCUCCCUGGCGGGUCUCAACCUGGACUUUGAAUGCGUCCAGCGAACCAUCCAGAGCGACGCAGGAGAGCAGCUCAUCAUAGCGUUGGUCAAGUGCAGGAAUCUGUGGCGUGCAAAGGCGGCUGAGCGGGAGGAUCUUGCAAUCGCGUUGGCGUGCCUGUCAUCUGCUCUGGACUUGCAGGAAGACCUCCCGCCAUAUCGACAAUUCCUGAGACUCCUGCCAAUUGUUCAGGUUGUCAACUGA
This is a messenger RNA of Aspergillus thermomutatus, 1731 nucleotides long. RefSeq lists its product as uncharacterized. Gene Ontology annotation, molecular function: 2-isopropylmalate synthase activity. The record is from RefSeq and is a predicted model, not a curated record. Lineage: Eukaryota; Fungi; Ascomycota; Eurotiomycetes; Eurotiales; Aspergillaceae. Gene Ontology annotation, cellular component: mitochondrion. Gene Ontology annotation, biological process: L-leucine biosynthetic process. Bases 1 to 1731 code for a protein of 576 amino acids. The transcript is spliced from 4 exons.